Sitophilus oryzae (rice weevil) is the source of this 1945-nucleotide messenger RNA. RefSeq names its product aspartate--tRNA ligase, cytoplasmic. The coding region runs from base 132 to 1712 and encodes 526 amino acids. NCBI's taxonomy places the organism in Eukaryota, Metazoa, Arthropoda, Insecta, Coleoptera, Curculionidae. Gene Ontology annotation, cellular component: cytoplasm; cytosol; aminoacyl-tRNA synthetase multienzyme complex. Gene Ontology annotation, biological process: aspartyl-tRNA aminoacylation. Gene Ontology annotation, molecular function: aspartate-tRNA ligase activity; RNA binding; ATP binding. The transcript is spliced from 10 exons. The record is from RefSeq and is a predicted model, not a curated record.
CAGUGACAGAUAUAAAUUAGGUUAUAAAUUUUAAAGAGAUUCAAGAACGAUUGGGUGUAUUCUUGGUGUAUUUGCAUGUGGCCGGCUAUUUAUAAUUUUGUUAAUAAUUUGAUUAACUAAAUUUCAUCAAGAUGAUAGAAGAUACAGCAAAAACAGAAAGCAAGAAAGCAGCUAAAAAGGAAGCUAAAAAAGCCGAGAAAGCUGCAAAAAAAGCUGAACAUAGAGCUGGUAAUCCAAGUGAAAAUAUAUCUUCAUUAGAUGAAGAAGAUGUAUCUACUGGGAAGUAUGGAACAUUACCAUUAAUUCGAUCUGAUCCAUCAUCGCCUAAACGUACAUUUACAUACCUUAAAGAUUUAAACAAAUCUUUAAUAAAUAAUGUAAUCUGGGUUAGGAGUAGAUUACACGCAGUUAGAGCUAGAGGAAAACAAUGUUUUAUUGUUCUUCGAGAACGAGAAUUUACAGCACAAGCUCUUAUAAAUGUAUCAGAAACGGUUUCAAAAGCUAUGGUAAAGUUUUCUAGCAACAUCUCAAAAGAAAGUAUAAUAGAUAUUGAAGCAAAAGUUGCAGAAGUUCCAUCUGGAGUAGGAGGUUGCACUCAAAAUGAUGUUGAGCUAAUUGUAUCCCAAAUAUGGAUAGUGUCUAGUUCGCUUCCACAAUUGCCUUUACAGAUUGAGGAUGCUAGUAGACCUGAGAAACCAGAUGACGAAGAGUCCCUUAAAAUACGAGUUAAUCAAGAUACUAGAUUAGAUAAUAGAAUAUUGGAUUUAAGAACUCCAACUAAUCAAGCAAUAUUUAGAUUGGAAGCUGGUGUGUGUAGACUUUUUCGUGAUUGUCUAACAAAACAAGGAUUUGUGGAAAUUCAUACACCAAAAAUUAUACCAGCAGCUUCUGAGGGGGGUGCUAAUGUUUUUACUGUGAGUUACUUCAAAGGUUCUGCAUAUUUAGCUCAAAGUCCCCAGCUCUACAAACAAAUGGCUAUAGCUGCUGAUUUUGAUAAAGUUUUUACUGUAGGGGCUGUGUUUCGUGCAGAGGACUCAAACACUCACAGACAUUUAACUGAAUUUACUGGCCUAGAUUUAGAAAUGGCAUUUAAGUAUCAUUAUCAUGAAGUGAUGUUACUUAUUGGAAAUUUAUUUACUGAAAUAUUUAAAGGCCUUCGUGAUCAAUAUAAAACUGAAAUUUCUAUAAUUAAUCAACAAUAUCCAGCAGAGCCGUUCACUUUCUUAGAUCCCCCCUUAGUUUUACAAUAUCCAGAAAUCAGAAAGAUGUUAGCAGAAGCUGGAGUUGAAAUUGGGGAAGAGGAUGAUUUGAGUACACCAGUUGAAAAGUUAUUAGGACGUUUAGUUAAGGCUAAAUAUGAUACAGAUUUUUAUAUUUUGGACAAAUAUCCUUUGGCUGUCAGACCUUUUUAUACUAUGCCUGAUCCUCAAAAUGCCAAAUUUUCUAAUUCUUAUGAUAUGUUUAUGAGGGGAGAAGAAAUACUAAGUGGUGCCCAAAGGGUUCACGAUGCCCAGUUUUUGACGGAAAGAGCUAAAUUUCAUGGGAUUGAUAUAACUAAGAUAGCUGCAUAUAUAGAUGCUUUCAAAUAUGGAUGUCCUCCCCACGCUGGAGGUGGAAUAGGUCUAGAAAGGGUAGUUAUGUUAUACUUGGGGCUAGAUAAUGUUAGAAAAACAUCGAUGUUUCCACGUGACCCAAAACGAGUGGCUCCUUAAGAUAACAAGAAUAUAUUUUUUUGUAUACUUAUGAUGAACUUAUUUCAGUCAGCUUAGGUUUGAAUUAGUAAUAAAUUAAUUCAUCACAAUGUAUUUUAUAUAAUGUAAUUAUAAAUUUCUUAAAUAAUCAAGAAAUUUUAACCAAUCAUAACCAUUUACAAUUUUGUAUGACAUAAUAAGAGUACUAUACUGUGGUAUUUUUAAAUAAAUGUACAUUUUACUUUUGUUUUCAA